Messenger RNA from Corythoichthys intestinalis (scribbled pipefish), 4110 nucleotides. RefSeq names its product progestin and adipoQ receptor family member IVa (gene paqr4a). Gene Ontology annotation, cellular component: membrane. Bases 607 to 1539 code for a protein of 310 amino acids. The transcript is spliced from 3 exons. Lineage: Eukaryota; Metazoa; Chordata; Actinopteri; Syngnathiformes; Syngnathidae. The record is from RefSeq and is a predicted model, not a curated record. Gene Ontology annotation, molecular function: signaling receptor activity.
CGCACCGCAGCGGAACCAUUCCAAGGCCGUCCUGCGGGGACACCUCAGACUCUCAUUCAGUUUCCAAAAUAAACGGGGGAGAAAAAAAAGUUGACAUUAGCCGCGGCGACGAUCAUGCUGAGCGUGUUUCAUGAGGACAAGCGGAUAAACGGCGUCCGUCCAACCCGCGAGUCAGGACAACGGUAGCCCGGUACUGCUAGCUCUAAUCUCAGCCCGGAAAUUCGCUGGCCUUUUCGGUGCUUUGGCGGUAAGACUUUCGGAGGAGCGCCGGCCGGGAAGAAGGUAAGAGGGGGUUAAGCGCCUCCUCGCGUCCGGGAUGCGAACGCCGUAAGCGGGGCUGGGGAUCGAGGUGAGACCGCGAGGGGAGGCGAGGCGGCAUUCCUCCGGAGCCCCAUGAACGCGCGUCGGCCCCGGCCGCCGGCAGCAUCCGUGCCCGCCACUCGGCCGCCUCCCCGUCCGGGAUGCUAGCGGCGAGGAUGAAGACGAGGCCGCGCUGACUGUCAUUGUCCCCCAUGACUCCGCGGUGCGGCGGCCGGCCAGGCGGCGCCCCGCUCGGCCCGGCGCGGGUUCGUCUUCGGCAGUAGAGUGGGAAGGCAGCGAUCGGAAAUGGUGUCUCACAAGGUUCUCGCGGCCGUCCUCUUGCUCAACGUCUACAUGGGCGUGCAGUCGGCGCUGUGCUUGUUCGGCGGCGUGCUGCUGUCGGCGCUCUUGGCUCUGGCCUUGGCCUUCCUCAACGGACCGCGGCUGCUGGACUGGGCCAGCUCGCCUCCGCACCUGCAGUUCAACAAGUACGUUCUGACCGGCUACAGGCCCGUGUCGUCGGUCCAGGACUGCAUCCGGAGUCUCUUCUACCUUCACAACGAGCUGGGCAACAUCUACACUCACGGCAUCCCUCUGGUGUGCUUCCUGGUGCUGCUGCCCCUCAACAUCCCCUGGUCCCAGAUCAGCGUGACGUGGCUGGGCGUGGUGCACUUCCUGGCUUGCUUGUCGCCGCAGCUGGGCUCGGUGCUCUACCACCUCUUCAUGAACCACGAGGGCGGCGAGCCGGUCUACCACACGCUGCUCAAGCUGGACGUGUGCGGCAUUUGCAUGAUCAACACGCUGGGGGCGCUGCCAAUCCUGUACAGCACGCUGCUGUGCUACCCGCGGACGCGCACCGCAGCGCUGUGGCUCUACAUCCUGCUGUCGGGCUACGCUAUCUACUGCGCGGUGACGGCGCGCAGUAGCGUGCGCCGGCUGCGGUCCUUCGCUUGGCAGGCGAUCUUCCGCUUUUCCUUCUUCGUUCUGCGCUGGGCAGGCGUGGGCGGCGGUAGUCCCACCUCGCUGCGCCACUUCCUGACCAUGGACGCGUUAGCCGUGCUGGGCGGCGUCAUCAACAUUGCCCGCGUGCCCGAGCGCUUCCGCCCGGGCCUCUUUGACUACUGGUGCAACAGCCACCAGAUCAUGCACGUGCUGGUGGUCAUCUCCAUCCUCUACCUGCACUGGGGGGUCCUGGACGACCUGCUGUGGAUCAACAGCUACCGAUGUCCCUCCGACUGAGGCCCCUCGACCGGAGACGCGGAACUGGCUCCGCGGCACUCCGGUGGAACUUGAGGUGGCCGUUUUAAGACUCAUUACAACUUAUUUACUGCCAUUGACGGUCAAUUGGCAGCGAAUGGGCAUGUUUCAGCACCAGUGAAGGCGCUAGGCGCCCCAUCCUUUGGGCCGCCGAUGACGGCUCGCGGUCCAAAUGGAUGGGGCGUCUAAACGACGUCUCUGGCAGUGAAUUAGGUAAGCCGACUCCCCCGUAGGGGCUACAUUGAAAAUGCGUUUUCUAGAAAAACAUUUUAUCCCGACCGGUUUAGGGUUUAGUCAGCUGGGCUAGGCUCCAGCACCCCGCGACACUGACAAGCAGUGUUAAAAAUGGAUAGAUCCCUUAUAUAUAUGCUUGUUUAAUCUUACCUUAAUUCGGCAAACCAGCCUGACUUUGGCCACGUGCAAGGUACGUGGCAACAAUGUUGUUUUCGGCAGUGAUGACGCUAACCAGUGUUGUCACAGGUUACUUGAAAAAGUAAUUUAAUUACUCAUUAUGCCUCAAAAAAGUCUAGUCUAAUCUAGUUACUUUACUGAUUAUUAUUAAAGUAAGUAAGUUACAGUGGUAUGAAAAAGUAUCUGAACCUUUUGGAAUUUCUCACAUUUCUGCAUAAAAUCACCAUCAAAUGUGAUCUGAUCCUUGUUAAAAUCACACAGAUGUAAAAACUGGGUCCGCUUUAACUAAAACCACCCAAACGUUUAUAGGUUUUCAUAAUUUAAUGAGGAUAGCAUGCAAACAAUGAAAGCAGGGGGAAAAAUAAGUACCGCAAAUGCAAAUCGUGAAUUUCGAAGAACUAUGAAAAUAACGUUUAAAAGCAGAAGUUGACACACAAGAAAAAGAAAAAAGGAAUGUGUGUGGAGCAUUGGUGUCGUUUGGGCUAUUCUUAACCCCCUCUAAAUAAUUUGGUGCUUUUUUAUUAAAAAAAAAAAGAAAAUACAAAAAAUGCUGACAUAUUCACAAUGAAGUUGCCAGAAUAUUACCGUAUUGGCCCGAAUAUAAGACGGCCCUGAUUAUAAGACGACCCCCUCUUUUUCAAGACUCAAGUUUGAAAAAACUUUUUGAACACCAAAUUAAUUUUUAUACAGAAAAUAAUUACAGUACAUCCGAAACAAAUGAUUAUAACAAUAUAUUUGAGAGAAAAAGCAUGUUUUUUUUUCCUCAUUCAAAUCUUAAUAUCUGAACAUUUAAAUAUGUAAACUAAAGUGCAAUCACAUUCGUAAAUGAAUGGCUUCUGGUUUUUGAAAUGUAAAUAAACCAAUCUGUUGUGAUAAAACAACAAAAUUGCAAUAACUGCAAUAACCAUCAAAGUGAAGUCUAACUGUAGUCUUGAAACAAAUCUGAAUAAGGAAAAACAUUGCAAAAAUGCAAACUGGUUAAACUUGAGAGUAGCUGAGAUCUGUCAUGACAAAACAUCGCUUCAAUGAUAUCUGGCGCCAUCUAGCGUCUUGAAUGGAUAUAACGUCUAGAAUGCAAAUGUAAGACGACCCCCACUUUUUCAGUCUUAUUUCAAUGCAAAAAACACCGUCUUAUAUUCUGGCUAAUACGGUAAGUCAACCAUCUCCCGAAGGAAACUUAAAGAGCAAUUGAAACCAAUUUUUACCAAACAAUUUAAGUCAGGUGUGUGUCCAAUCACUGAUGAUUGGUUUAAAGCUGCCCUGCCCACUAUAAAACACACACCAGGUAAGAAUUGUCUUGAUGAGAAGCAUUGUCUGAUGUGUGUCAUGGCUCGGUCAAAAGAGCUGUCUAGAGACCUUUGAUCAAGGAUUGUUGAUUUGUCUAAAGCUGGGAAAGGAUACAAAACCAUCUCUAAAAAUCCGGAUGUUCAUCAAUCGACAGUUAGAGAAGUUGUCUACAAAUGAAAAGAGUUUGGCACUGUUGCUUCUCUCCUAAGAAGUGGCUUUCCACCAAAGAUGACGCCGAGAGUUCAGCGCAGAAUACUCAGAAAGGUAAAAAAGAACCACAGUGUCUGCUAAAGACUUAUAGAAAUCACAGUCCAAUAUCUUUGUGACGCAGAAACCAAGACUGCACUUUGUUUCUCGCAUGUGGUUAAUGUCUUCAGUUUCUUUAAAUGGUUGUUGUCCACAAGCUUCCAAUGACUAUGAAUGAGGAUGUUUCGGCCUAUUGGCACGUUCUCCUGAGGCCUACGCUUGGUCCCUAGUAGUGCUGCAUUAACUCAAUUAAUCGAUUAACUGAAGUAAUUCAGAUUAGAAAAAAGAUUUGGAUCAAAUUUUAAACACUUAAACAGACAUCAACAGACAUCAAAUGAAUUUAAGGUAUCUGGCGCGCACCAGAUAGUAUCCGGUGCGCACCAGAAAAUAUCUGGUAAAGAUUAGCAUUAUAUAGCAAGUCCGCUAGCUUACAUGUAAUGUAAACUAGCGGACUUUUAUGAUGCAAGUUAGCCAGUUGUUGUAAACAUUAGUUCCAUCCGUCACUGCCACAAUUAUACAGCAAGUCUGCUAGCUUAAAUGCUAUAUCAUGCUAUCUGGUAAACAUUAGCAUGAUAUAGCAUAUAAGCUAGCGGACUUUUAUUAUGCAAG